AUGCCAUUCUACACGGACGGCUCCAAACUAGAAAAUAGGGUAGGAGGAGGCGUCUACUCGGAGAAAUUGGGAAUAAAAAGGUCAUUCCGACUACCUGACCAUUGUAGUGUCUUUCAAGCCGAAUUGGCAGCCAUGCAAGAAGCCGUUGACAGCCUAAAACUAGCUGUUAUCGCCACUACGGAAAUAUAUAUAUACUCAGACGGUCAGACGGCCCUUAUGGCGCUUGACUCUGUCACUAUAAAUUCGGAAACAGUUGCCAACUGCCGCAAAUCACUCAAUGUGAUGGCAGAGCAGUUCGCUUUGCACCUGGUAUGGGUACCGGGGCACAGUGACAUACCAGGAAAUGAGAAGGCAGACGAGCUUGCAAGGGCGGGUACCUCCUCUCCACUUUCACCAGCCUGGAAGAGGAUGCGUAUGCCACUCGCUUCCUGCAAGCUCUUACUAAGGGAGAACUUCCUUGAAGAAGCGGCCUCCAGAUGGGAUCGCACUGAAAACUGUAAUACAACGAAGCUUACAUGGCCAAAAUGGGAUGCACGGAGAUCGAGAGAAAUUCUUACUCUCAAUAAAGGCGAUAUGUCACUGGCCAUUGGUCUGCUCACAGGACAUAUCCUGAUAGGAAGGCACGCAGAACGCCUCGGGGCUAGUCACAACGACUACUGCAGGAGCUGCCACGACGAAGAAGAGCCUGAAUCAAUAAGGCACUUACUCUGCGAGUGCCCAGCACUAGGCAGGAAAAGACAGAAAUUCCUAGGUAUAGGUCUUCUAGACGAUCUAAGCGCAACUGCUAAGUUGGGAAUACGGCAGCUGCUAAGGUUCGCAGACUCCACGAACUGGUUUAAGGAGUAG
This is a messenger RNA of Rhagoletis pomonella (apple maggot), 846 nucleotides long. RefSeq lists its product as uncharacterized. The coding region runs from base 1 to 846 and encodes 281 amino acids. The record is from RefSeq and is a predicted model, not a curated record. Gene Ontology annotation, molecular function: nucleic acid binding; RNA-DNA hybrid ribonuclease activity. The transcript has a single exon. Lineage: Eukaryota; Metazoa; Arthropoda; Insecta; Diptera; Tephritidae. Gene Ontology annotation, biological process: DNA replication, removal of RNA primer.